AUGUCGAGACGCGCUGGAAUCGAGUCGGCCAAUAUCGUCGAUGGCCCACGUAAGCGUCUGCGUGGGAACAACGACGCUUCAGCCGAUGAUGCAUCAGCCGCUGCCCCUUCCGCUAGCACCUCUACCGCCAGCACAGCCGGAAUGGGCGCAAUCGAGCGCAGGAUUCACAGCCUUUCGCACAGACAAGUGGCGCAGCAGGGUCAAAGACUCAUGGACACGGUGAUGGAAGCCAUCGACCCCACCGACGGCGCUCCCCUCCACGAAUACUUCCUCGAAUUGCCCGACGCUAAUGACUAUCCGGACUACUUCGACCUGAUCAAGAGACCGAUGGCUCUCGACCAGAUCCAAGCCAAGCUCGACGACACCACCCCCACUGGCCGCUACGCCACCCUUCCAGACAUCAAGCACGACUUUGAGACCAUCUGCAACAACGCAAAACGCUACAAUCAACGCGACACUCCCGUGUGGCUCAAGGCUAGGGAUCUGCACAGUCUCGUCAAGAUCACCUAUGUUCAGAUCGUCGAAACAUUGCCAGAACCAGAACCCAAUCCGCCCGACAUGACUCCUGCUGCUACUGGCGCUGAGGGGGCUCCUUCAGGUGCGGAAGCGUCGACUCCGGCCCGGUCCAAACGCAUUACACUACGUACUUCCAAAUCAACACAGAAGCUCAACGACCAGGUCCAGCCAAAAGCAGAAGUGCAGGAUCAGCCAAUCCCACCCAUGCCCACCACUUCCAAGGCGCCGUCCGACUCGAGAGAUGCUGUAUCCAACGCGCCUUUCACACCCUCUCGCCAGCAAAGCCAGCAGCCCUACACCGCUGCUGGCACUCCCAGCUCUGCAGCAGAUGACGACGAUGCUGACGCUGACGGCGACGAUGACGAAGACGGCGACUCGUCCAAGCUCACAAAGGGCGGCCUCUUCGACGGUCGGAAGCGUCCCGGAAAACGAGGAAAGCGUCUCAAAGCCACCCUUCGCCAGCUUGUUUACGACCUGCGUCGCGUCAUUGGAACACGCGGCUAUCCCAUCGUGCAGCACUUUGAAACACUCCCCGAUCGACGCGAGAAUCCGCAGUACUAUCAGGUGAUCUCCAAACCCAUCUCCCUGCGUGAGAUCGACAAUCGCGUCUUCGAGAAAGUCUACAUCAAUGCGCACGCGCUCUUUGUCGACCUCGAGUUGAUGCUCAACAACGCCAUGUCCUUCUACCCUCCGGACUCGCCCGUCUGGCAAGAUGCAGCGGAGAUCCGACAAUACUUUGAACGUGAGGCCAUCCCCGCACUCAUGCAGGACGGGUUUACUCUGGAAAAGGACGACAAGAGGCAGUCGGCUCUGCCGCUUCAUCUCGCUGCCAACAGCACCAUCGAAGCGCACAAGAACGCAUACAAGAUGCUCAUUUCCAAGACGGGCGGAGAGGGCGCAUCUCAGAGUCCCGAGCCCUCAUCGCAGUCCAGACUCGGGUCCGUCGGUCUUGCUGGAUCGCCUGCGAUGGCAGCCCAUGGGCUGCCAGCUGGGUCGUCUGCCGUGUUUGGCUCACCCUCGCCCGCGGCACAAGCCACGUCAACGCCAAAUGCACACGCGCCGAUGAUGAUGGGGACGCCAGGCUCCAUGCCCAUGUCGAUGCCCAUGCCACCGCCUGCUUCGAUGUCGCCUAUGCCUGGCAUGCCACCAGGCAUGGGCAUGGCUGGCUCGCCUGGGCGACCCAUGCAAUUUCCUGGAACGACCAUGACGCCGAGCGCAUCUCCACGACCUGUCGCCACACCAGAGGGACGAAGACCGGUCGGUCGACCGCCUGGCAAAGGCACUCCAAGCAGGUCCAAUCCGUAUCCAUUCUUGGAGCGUCGUGUCGGACCUGGUCGACCCAAGAAGCAUGAGGCGGCUGCGCGUCAAGCCGCCAUCGCUGCACACGAGGAGAUGCUGCGCAAGCAAGCGUUGCACGACCAGCAAGAGAACAUGACGCAACAGCAGCAAGCUGCCGCUUUUGCCGCCCAGCCCAUCCCGCAGUGGCAGCAACAGCAGCUUCUCCAGCAACAACAGCAUCAGCAGCAAUUGGCACUCCAACAGCAACAACAGCGUCUGGCGCAGCAGCAGCAACGUCGUCAACAGCAACAGCAGCAACAACACCAACAGCAACAACAACAGCAGCAGCAUCAGGCGUAUUUGGAGCAGCAGAGGCAGCUCCAACAGCAGCAGCAGUACUCACACGGACUCAGCCCGUCGCCGAUGCAUCAGAUGCUGCCACCUGGUACUCCUGGUGCCGUUCACUCGCCGUUUGGAAGUGGCAUGCCUGUCGGCGAGCCUCCCUCGCCUGUCAAGCGCAAGGAAGUCGUGCUGCCGGCCGAGCCCAAGGAGCCAAUUGCGAUCGAGGGGAUCGAACAUCGUGUGCCGCUGGUUGCCAACUUUGCGAUUGGGAUGGAGGUCGAAGAGCCCGACGGACAGACGCUGGCCGUACCGCCGCUCGAGAUCAAGAAUGGAGCUGCGACGCAGCACACGCUCCAGAUCCCACCAAAUGCUUCAAGCAUCACGAUCGAGUUCCCGCUCCGCAUGCUCAACAAGAAGCAGAAGCCGAAGGUUGCCAAGAGCGAAGUGGUGGAGGGUGCGCCUGCGGACGGCGAUGUGUCGAUGGAAGAUGCUGCUCCUGCCAAAGCCAACGGUGAUGGUCGUGAGUCGUCUGCAAAGCCUACAGAUGCUGCUGUCAACGGCAUAAGCGACGCCGACAGCGACUCCCUGACCUGGCCGUGGCAACCAGAACUCUCGUUCAACGGCAAACACACACACGCCAGCUGGACCGCCGCCGACUCCUUCAUCGACCCAGCCCUUCUCGGCGACGAGGACGACGAGGAGAUCGCCACCUCGAUCGGCUACUCGUACUGCAAAGUGCGCCUGCUGCCCAAACGCGGGAUCAAUGUCUUUGAGAUUACGGUCAAGCCUGACCCUUCCUACCCGCCAAUCAGCCAGGUGCCGGCGGAGAGCGACAACUCGCCGGACGAGCUAGACGACAAACCCAGCAGAGCCAUCGAGACGAUGAACCAUGGCGGCAUGGAUCACGGCGGGAUGCCUCACGGAGGCAUGGACCACGGCGGCAUGUCGCACGACAGCUGCAACAUGUCCAUGACCUGGAACUGGGCCACCACCAACAUUUGCAUCCUCACCUCGUCCUGGCGCAUCACCACGCCUCUCUCGCUCUAUCUCUCCCUUUUAAUCAUCUCCUUGUCCGCAGUGGCGUACGAGUAUCUGCGGUUGUACAUUCGACGGUUGGAUGCGAGGCUGGCGCGUUCUUCUUCGUCUGGGGUGGGAAGCCAUCGACGGCGCGCGUCGGUACUACCGACCACUGCGGGCCGUGCUGGCAGUGGCAUUGGGGAGAGACGCACGGGCAACGGGCCGAAACCAAGACGCGAGGGAGCAAGACCAAGCUGGGUCAAACCACUGGAGACAAGAAGAAGAACCCAAAUCUGGAGAUCGGUGUUGUACGCAACGAGCGUCGGCAUGAGUUUCGGACUGAUGCUGAUCAGCAUGACGUUCAAUGGCUGGGUCAUUGGCGCAAUCAUCGUUGGCGCGGGGUUGGGACACUACCUGUUCAACCGAGACCUCGGAGCGCUCUGGAGCGGUUCGACGCAAGAUAGCGGUCUCGCAUGUCACAUGUGA
Molecule: messenger RNA, 3639 nt
Organism: Kalmanozyma brasiliensis GHG001
Lineage: Eukaryota; Fungi; Basidiomycota; Ustilaginomycetes; Ustilaginales
Product: Ctr copper transporter
Exons: 3
Coding region: 1-3639 (1212 amino acids)
Biological process (GO): copper ion transmembrane transport; chromatin remodeling
Cellular component (GO): membrane; RSC-type complex
Molecular function (GO): protein binding; copper ion transmembrane transporter activity
Source: RefSeq, a predicted model, not a curated record